AAUUUUUUGAAAAAAAUGACUCACCUUAUUCUCUUCUAAAACGUAUUAUUUUAAAAUGUGUUGUUAUUUGUUUGUAAAAAGUUACCGUAAACAUGCUAAUAAUGUUAGCUUUUCUUUGUUCGUUGUGUUCUUUCUUGUUUUCAUGCUUUAUUAUGAGUUUACUGGAUCAUCUUUAUACUGUUGGGUUCACAGGAAUGCCCGGUUCGGAACCGACUCAGUGGGGUCGGAAGCGAGUCCUGCCAUCCUGUCCGAACCCGCUGUUCCUUCAGUGGCUAACCGAGCUCCGGGACGAGGCUAGAGAGAAGGGCCAGAAGGCCCAGUACACCUACCAGAAGGCGAUUAACUCCUUGAACAAAUACCCACUUCCACUGGAAAACGCGAAAGAGGCAAAAAUCCUCCAGAACUUUGGAGACGGAAUCUGCAAAAUAUUAGAUAACAAGCUGCAGCGAUACUACAGAGAGAAUGGGCCCAACGCACCAAUCCACGACCUCCCUAAAGGAGCGCCCCCUGCUGGCAGCUCAGAUAACAACAGCCUGGCUCCUUCCAGGAAGAAGCAUCCUGCAGGUGGUGGGGAGAAGGAUGGAGGAGGAGGGAAGAGGAAGAGGCGCGAGUAUGUACCCCAGAAGAGGUCUGGAGGAUACGCCGUGCUGCUGACUCUUUACAGACACUCCCAGAUUCCAGGGAACAAAGGUUACAUGUUGAAGAUGGAGCUGCAGGCAGAAGCUCAGCAUUUCUGUGACAAGUCCUUCACUGUGCCAGAUCUGGGCUGUAAGUACACGGCCUGGUCGACUGUCAGCACGCUGAUCCACAAGAACCUGCUGAUGAAGACUCACAAUCCUGCAAGGUAUUCUCUGACCUCAGAAGGUCUGGAUUUGGCUGAGCGGCUGUCGUUGCUGGAGCCGGAGAUGACAAACGUCCCAGAGGUGGACGGGAGAGGAGGAGGGAAUCCUGAGGAGGAGAAGGAAGGGGUUGUUGAUCUGACGUGUAGCGAUGAAGGCGAGGACAUUCAGAGUCUUCCAGAGAGGAGAGACCCAGGUGGGACGUGUUCAUCAGAGAAUCCCAACAGAGAACGUCUCCUACCUGGAAGCUAUGACAUCAUCCUGUGCGUGGACUUCGUCGAGACCACCGGCGGCAGCCAUCACCGCAAACAUGAGCUGGUCAAGGAGCUCCAGAGGAACGGGGUCGCCUUCGACAUCAGGAAGCUGAACGUUGGAGACUUCCUGUGGGUGGCCCGGGAAAAGGUCACACCUGUUCCAGGUCAGCUGAGACCUCCUGCAGGCAGGGAGCUGGUGCUGGAUUACAUCAUCGAGAGGAAGAGGAUGGACGACCUGUGCGGGAGCAUCAUCGACGGGCGCUUCAGGGAACAGAAGUUCCGGCUGAAGAGGUGUGGUCUCAGGAAGCCUAUCUAUUUAGUGGAAGGGGGCGGGGCUUCUGCCUCUCACCUGAGUUUACCUGAAAAGACGCUGCAGCAGGCCAUCGUCAACACACAGAUAGUCGAUGGGUUCUUUGUGAAGAGAGUCCAGGAUGUGCGUGAGUCGGCCGCCUACCUCACCAUCAUGACCCGGUUCCUCACCAAGCUCUACCAGAACCAGACGCUGAUCUGUCGCUCCAGAGAGCUGGAGGGGGAUGUAGUGGGGAAGGAAGAUGGGAGAGGGACUCCUUCCUGUUCUCUCAUUUCUUUUGCUGAGUUCAACUACGGAGCCGUGAAGAACAAGUGUCAGACGGUGAGAGAGGUGUUUGCCCGACAGCUGAUGCAGAUUAGCGGCUUGUCUGGAGACAAAGCUGCUGCUAUACUGGAGCGCUACAGCACCCCACACAGUCUUCUUGCAGCUUACGAAGCGUGUUCAUCUGAAUCAGAGAAAGAGAAACUCCUCUCCAACAUCCGAUGUGGGAAACUCAAAAGGAAUCUGGGUCCAGCUCUGAGCAGAACAGUUUAUCAGCUCUACUGUACUCAAGGAGCCCUUUCUUGAGCCCGACUCGCCAACAACAUCUGAUCAUUUCUCUCAUUUAGAAUAUUUAACCUGUCUCUUCGGUUAAACUUCACAGAUUCAUUCUGAAACAGCUGAAGAUAAUUAUGGAUAUUUUUGUGUUGCUGCUAUAUUUCAGGAGUUUUGAAUCUUUUAUGAAGAAUUGUAAAAUUAUGUGUCAAUAAAAUUGUAUUUUGUAACA
Nothobranchius furzeri (turquoise killifish) is the source of this 2169-nucleotide messenger RNA. It is a transcript of the gene mus81, whose product is annotated as MUS81 structure-specific endonuclease subunit. Gene Ontology annotation, molecular function: DNA binding; 3'-flap endonuclease activity; crossover junction DNA endonuclease activity. Gene Ontology annotation, cellular component: Holliday junction resolvase complex; nucleus. Gene Ontology annotation, biological process: resolution of meiotic recombination intermediates; mitotic intra-S DNA damage checkpoint signaling; double-strand break repair via break-induced replication. The record is from RefSeq and is a predicted model, not a curated record. Lineage: Eukaryota; Metazoa; Chordata; Actinopteri; Cyprinodontiformes; Nothobranchiidae.